GUUUUCUCCUGCUUUUUUCUUCCAGAAGUCCUGCAUUAAUUGGGUGCUUCAUAGUAGACCGAGAAUAUUUCCAGGAGAUUGGCUUACUAGAUGAAGGCAUGGAAGUAUAUGGAGGAGAGAAUGUGGAACUUGGAAUCAGGGUGUGGCAGUGUGGAGGAAGCGUUGAGGUUCUACCUUGCUCCAGGAUUGCUCACAUUGAAAGAGCACAUAAACCAUACACAGAAGAUCUAACUGCUCACGUUCGGAGAAAUGCACUGAGGGUGGCUGAAGUCUGGAUGGAUGAAUUUAAGAGCCAUGUCUAUAUGGCAUGGAAUGUACCCCAAGAGGACUCUGGAAUUGAUAUUGGUGAUAUUUCUGAGAGGAAGGCCCUGAGGAAGAAGCUCCAGUGUAAGACCUUUCGGUGGUAUCUCGUCAGUGUGUAUCCAGAAAUGAGAAUGUAUUCAGAUACUGUCGCAUAUGGGGUGGUAAGAACCUUGUUUACAUUUCCUAUUUUUAAAAAGGUGGGAGGUGGAAUUGAGUAA
This is a messenger RNA of Meleagris gallopavo (turkey), 521 nucleotides long. The record is from RefSeq and is a predicted model, not a curated record. Lineage: Eukaryota; Metazoa; Chordata; Aves; Galliformes; Phasianidae.